Molecule: messenger RNA, 1840 nt
Organism: Melopsittacus undulatus (budgerigar)
Lineage: Eukaryota; Metazoa; Chordata; Aves; Psittaciformes; Psittaculidae
Product: zinc finger protein 70-like
Exons: 2
Coding region: 20-943 (307 amino acids)
Biological process (GO): regulation of transcription by RNA polymerase II
Cellular component (GO): nucleus
Molecular function (GO): RNA polymerase II cis-regulatory region sequence-specific DNA binding; DNA-binding transcription factor activity, RNA polymerase II-specific
Source: RefSeq, a predicted model, not a curated record
GGCCUCAAAGGAGACACACAUGGAUGAUGAGCUAGGUCCCCUUCCAAAUCACCUUGCAAGCACAGAUCUGCAGGAUAUGUUGGCAGCAGGAUCCAGAGGAGGAGAGGAACAGUUGGGGAACAACCAUGGAAGUCAGCAAGAUUCCUCAAGGGCUCAGCAAGGUGGCUGUGAGGAAGAAGGGGUGACUAAGCCGCCUUGUUCUAAUAUCAUCCUGGUAAAAAGACAGGACAGAAGGACAUCAGCAGCCUCACAGCGCACUGCUUGUGCAGGGAGACCCACCAUCUGCUCUGAGUGUGGAAAGGGCUUCAGUCGGAGCAUCCAUCUCACCCAGCACCAGCGAAUGCACACUGGGGAGCGCCCCUUCCUAUGUGGAGAUUGUGGCAAGGGCUUCAGCCAGAGUUCCCAUCUCAUCCAGCACCAGCGGGUCCACACAGGCCAGAAACCCUACACCUGUGUUGAGUGUGGGAAGAGCUUCAGCCAGAGCUCUAACCUCCUCAAGCACCAGCGCAUCCACACCGGGCUCAAGCCCUACAUGUGCAGUGAGUGUGGCAAGAUCUUCAGUGACAGCUCCACCUGCAUCAAGCACCAGCGAAUGCACACAGGCGAGCGGCCCUACAAGUGCCCAGCCUGUGGGAAAAGCUUCAGCCAACACUCCCACCUCCUUCAGCACCAGCGAACCCAUGAUGGCAUCCGGCCUUAUGCCUGUGGGCAGUGUGGCAAACAUUUUGGGCAGAGCUCUGACCUCCUUAACCACACUCGUACCCACACUGGUGAGAAGCCUUACAAAUGCAGCCAGUGUGGCCAGGGCUUCAGUGGCAACUCCAACCUCAUCAAGCAUAUCCGUAUCCACACUGGGGAGCAGCCGUACCACUGCACCCAGUGUGGGGAGAGUUUUCGUUUCCAGCCCCAGCUGGUGCGCCACCAGAAGCACCACAUGGACUAGCUGGUGGAGUGGAGAAGGCUUUGUGGACCAUAGGCAGCUACCUCGUGUUGGGAAGAUGCACAGCUGCUCCCUGGACACCUCAUAUGGGACAUGAGUUUUGCGGAAGGGAGCCCUCAGAGCCUUGUCCUGUUGUGUUCUGGGUAACUCUGAGCACUGUCUGGGCAGUUGAGCAGAGGGAGUCUGCUGCAAAACAAGCUAUGUUCACUGUGAUGCAGUGGUUGUUCUGAGCCCCUCUUUCGGGGAUAGGAAGAGGAAAGGUGCUUAUAUGGUACAGUAUAUUCAAGGCCAGAGAAGAGAACAUAGGACCGGUGUCUUUCUCUGUUAUUUCUACCAGGGAAUGGUUUUUAUCCCAGUAAAAAAGAGCUAAAAUCUGUACCUGUUUGCUGUACAAGGUUUGCUGUAGAAGCUGCCUGGGUUUUACCACAUGAUAAGGCCAGAGCCUGGGAUGAUCACUCCCUUUAGAAUCCGCAUUUCCCACUUGCCUGGUCUUGGGUUUGGAUGACGUUAGUACCUAUUUAUUUUAAAGCCCCACAAGACUGCUGCAUGCCUCGGCAUACAUGUGCUUUCUUGGGAUGUCAUCUAUGGAGCAGUAGUUUUGCUGGGUUGUAUGGUUGUUAAAUUGACAGUUCCACAAAUGACAGCUUACUCCUCAGCAGUAAUUAAGUAAAUUAACAUCCUUAUGGGUAUUUCUCUCAGAUUCUUGUUUAGGUGCUUUUGUGGGUGGCACUUUAUGAAUGCUUUUUAUAAGGCUCCUAAAAGUAUUUAGGAUUACUUUUUUAAUUGUUGUGGUCUAAUUGUCAGUUGAUGAGCAGAAGGAUGACAUUUGAAAAAUAAGCUAUGUCAAACUUUGAUUUUAUAUUAAAUGUUAAACAUUUUUUCCUGCAUUGAACUUUUAAA